AUGGAUCUAAAUGAAGUUCAUCCGUACGUGCAAACGCCACAAAACUCGGAGUAUCCUUUACAACUCGCACCUAGAAAUUGGCCAGAGUCCCCUUCCAAUCAAAUGUCGCGGUUAAGUAAUUGGAAUACAAAUUCAGGUUAUCCAUUGAAUUCCCAAUCGAACAUGAUGGGUCAACCACAAUACAGACCAGCAGAUCAAAAUCAAUUGGCCCGAAUGCAUGCAUGGGGGGAUUCAACUAUGGGUAAACCUAAUGAAAUAAAUAAGCCCACAAAUGCAAACUCAGCUUUGACCUGUCAAAACUUACUGGCAAAAGUGACUUCAUCAAAAAUGCUUUUCUUAAUGGCUGGAUUUAUUGUGUGUGGCAUACCAUUAGCUGUUUUUCUAACACUCUGGGCGAGCAGCCGCUCAACAUCGGCAACAACAACAACAAGUUCGAUUGUAACAACUGCAACAGUUUCAGUUUCUUUACCAAUACAAUGCUAUACUUAUUCAACUCUCACUGAAGUGUAUCGAAAUUAUCAGAAUGGUUAUGCCUGUUGUUGGUCCCCAUAUGAUACCUCGCCAUCUUUAACCCCUGGUUGGUAUCGUUUUACAGGAUCUGCAGGUUCAUCAAUUCUUACGACCCCUGUAUUAACCACAAAUACUUGUGGUACUAGUUAUCCUGGCUAUUUCAAUGGAACGCUACCGUCUACAGUUGGUGCAUCAGUAACAGGAACUGCUUGCUUUUUUACAGGAACUCCUUGUGGUUAUUCAUUAGCACCCAUAACAGCUGUCAACUGCAGUGGCUAUUAUAUUUUUUAUCUAUUGCCAGUGGUUAAUUCAAACUAUAGAUACUGUUCGACAACCUAA
This is a messenger RNA of Rotaria socialis, 849 nucleotides long. The record is from the annotation of a GenBank genome assembly. NCBI's taxonomy places the organism in Eukaryota, Metazoa, Rotifera, Eurotatoria, Philodinida, Philodinidae.